AUGGCUCGCAUCGCCCAAUUCUUCUCCUACCUCCACAGCAUCUUGAUCUCAGUGCCUCAGCAUGGUUAUCACAACAUAUCUCGCGUUGUGCAGCCGCAGAUUCGCAGCAUAUCGGAGAGCUUUACUGUACGCGUCGGUAAAGAUCCCAGCAAAAGCGGCAUUGAACUGCAGAACCUUAAGCCUAGGGACACAACAAAUGGCACAUGGAGAGUCGAAAACUCAAAGAGACAACGGCGGUGA
Messenger RNA from Exophiala aquamarina CBS 119918, 240 nucleotides. RefSeq lists its product as uncharacterized. Bases 1 to 240 code for a protein of 79 amino acids. The transcript has a single exon. The record is from RefSeq and is a predicted model, not a curated record. NCBI's taxonomy places the organism in Eukaryota, Fungi, Ascomycota, Eurotiomycetes, Chaetothyriales, Herpotrichiellaceae.